Rhincodon typus (whale shark) is the source of this 1391-nucleotide messenger RNA. RefSeq names its product annexin A2-like. Lineage: Eukaryota; Metazoa; Chordata; Chondrichthyes; Orectolobiformes; Rhincodontidae. Bases 310 to 1038 code for a protein of 242 amino acids. The record is from RefSeq and is a predicted model, not a curated record. The transcript is spliced from 12 exons. Gene Ontology annotation, cellular component: cytoplasm. Gene Ontology annotation, molecular function: calcium ion binding; calcium-dependent phospholipid binding; cytoskeletal protein binding.
AAUAAAUGUUCAGACACACCCCACCGUAGCAGCAGGUAGAUUGAGCAGACUUUGCUUCUGAGAGAGAGAAAGAGGAGACAGGCCCCAGAUCUCUGAAACUAAUCCCCAGGUCACAAUGGUACUUGUGAAUGAAAUCCUCAGCCAAAUUGUUCAAGUAGACCGGGUGUGGAUGAGGCAUCCAUUGUCCGAAUCCUGAGCAACCGGACUUGGGAACAGCGGGAUCUCAUCGCCAAGGGUUUCGAGAAGAAAUACAAGACUAACCUGGAAGGGCUGCUGAAAAAGAAGCUGUCGGGUUACCUUGAGAACACCAUGCUCACUUUGUUAAAAUCGCCUGCAAUGCUGGAUGCUCAGGAACUGAGGGAUUCGAUGAAGGGCUUAGGCACGGACGAGGACACUCUGAUCGAGAUCCUAGCCACGAGACCCAACCGGCAGAUACAGGAGAUCAAAACUCUCUACAAGGAAGAAUUUCAGAAAGACCUGGAGAAGGACAUUACGUCUGAGACCACUGGAAGGUUCCAGAAGCUGCUCCUCGCUUUGCUGAAGGGUCAGAGGGAAGCCAAUUCUAACGUCAUCAACUACGAGCUGAUCGAGGAGGAUGCCAAAGCCUUGUAUGCAGUCGCUAGUCAGAAAAAAAACCCCGAUUUUGAUGCCUGGAUACCAAUUCUGACAGAAAGGAGUCAGAACCACCUGAACAGGGUAUUCAAACUGUACAAGAUCUACAGUUCCAUGGACAUCAUGGAUACCAUUAAAAAACAGAUGAAAGGUGACGACGAGAAAGGAUUCAUUGUCCUGGUGCAGAACAUUCAGAACAUGCCCGAGUACUUCGCCGAGAGGCUGUACGACUCCAUGAAGAGUCUGGGUACCAGGGACAAGAUUCUCACCAGGGUGUUGGCAACUCGGUGUGAGAUUGAUCUCCUUAGCAUCCGUGCUGAAUUUCGGAAAAAAUACGGAAAGUCUUUGUACUCUGCUAUUCAGGCCGACACAAAGGGAGAUUACCAAUGUGCCUUGCUCGGACUGUGCAGAGCGGAGGAUCUGUAGAAGCAGCACCUGGAAACUUUUUGGGAUAAACCCUUUCGUGAUUCCACAGCUGGUCUGUCCCGUCCUACCCCUGAGCUCCACAGAACAUUUCUCUGCCUCAUGCUGUUACGGACAUGUAUGUAAACAAGGAUAGACACACACACACACACACACACACACACACACACACACACACACACACACACACACAGUCUUAUUCAGACAAACAGCCUUACCCAAACACACACAGUCCUUUACAUAAUCACACACCUAGUCUUUUACAUCGUCACACACAUGGUCAUUUACAGACACACACAGCAUUUUACAUGCACACGCACACACACACACACACACACGGUCUUUUACACACACUC